CCCAGUUAUAACAUCAAAAUCCCUUAGCUAUUCACGAUCAUUAUACAAUACUUACAGUAAUAUUAACUGAAGUAAAUUACCAAACUUAAUUUAUACGUAGGUUAGACAAAUUGCUGCCCCCAUUAUAUAGUAUUAAUUGAUUUAAAUUAAUCGUACAUCCGCAAACUCCAUAUAUUUUCUACUAAAAUGUAAUUAAAAUAAUUGAUCGUGAUUGGUUAUGUACACUCAAUAGCUCAUUUCAGAUCAGAAUGUAAUGAUGGCACAAGCCUUACAGUUCUUUGCAGCAGAAUUUGAAACAGUCAGUAAAACUUUGAGUUUUACACUGUAUGAAGUUUGCGUCAACCUACAUUUACAGGACCGACUUAGAACUGAAAUAUUUGAUAACUUUAAGAAGCAUGAUGGAAUUACCUGCAAAGGUGUGUCUGAAAUGAAAUUUUUAGAUAUGUGUAUUGCAGAAACUCUGAGAAAAUAUUCAGUACUUCCAUUUCUGGAUAGAACUUGCUUGCGUGAUUAUAAAGUAGAAAAUUCAGAUCUCGUCAUCGAGAAAGGUUUGGAUGUUUACAUUCAAUUGUUUGCAUUAAAUUACAAUCCUGAGUUUUUUACCCAACCUGAGAAAUACGAUCCGCAGAAAUUUGCGAACAAAUCCAAAAUCAAUAACGAAGGACUAUAUUAUGUUCCUUUUGGUGAUGGGCCUAGAAUAUUUAUUGGCAAUAGGUUUGAGUUGUUAGCUGUAAAAAUUGGUUUGGUAAGUUUAUUAUCUAAAUAUAAGCUGGAAGCAACAUCUCAAACUCCAAGGCCAAUAAAAUUCGAACCGAAAGCCCUGAUUCUACAAUCUAAUGUGGGCGUACCUUUGAAAUUUGUACCAAUUUGAUUUAUUAAAUAUAGUAACAUUUGAAGGUUAAAA
Molecule: messenger RNA, 904 nt
Organism: Dendroctonus ponderosae (mountain pine beetle)
Lineage: Eukaryota; Metazoa; Arthropoda; Insecta; Coleoptera; Curculionidae
Product: cytochrome P450 6l1
Exons: 4
Coding region: 254-871 (205 amino acids)
Molecular function (GO): oxidoreductase activity, acting on paired donors, with incorporation or reduction of molecular oxygen; iron ion binding; heme binding
Source: RefSeq, a predicted model, not a curated record